AUGGCUGGCGAAAAGAAAAUUGAGAAAGGAGAGCCUAUAUCCACUGUACUGACGGCAGAUUCUGUUACUGGAUUGAGUCAGCAAGAAGUGGUAUCUGGAAAAGACGGAAUACCAUCUGAUCCAAUCCCCUCCAUGUCUUCUUUAUUGGAUUCCAACUCUAGCAUCAAAGGUGAGACUGAUCAAGAUUCAGUUGGAGAGCAUGGUGUUUACUAUCAACCUACUAGCUGUUACAAUUAUUAUUACCCAGCAGGUUAUAAUGGAUCGUUUACACAGAUGGAUGAUCAUGGUUAUUUACAUGCUAAUAAUCAGCAUACGGGUGUGCAGUCAGACAAUGGUUCAAUGGUCUAUUAUCUUCCGGGCUAUAACCCAUAUGCCCCGGGAACUCUUAUGGGAAUUGACGGCCAAGGUGUUGGUCAACAGCAGUAUUUUCCUUCCUCAGGAUAUAUGCAACCUCCUGUUUCCUAUGGUUCAGAAGCUGCGCCUUGUUAUUCAUGGGAUUCAACAUUUGUUGGAGACGUCUCUACUGCAGCGAAUUCUGGUUUUGGAAAUGCAAAGGUCGGUCCAGGUUCUGCUGCUUUGUCUAAGUCGGGUGGCUUUGUUUCGACUAAAACCAAUGGCAAUCUUCCAAGCAGAUUUUCCAAGUCUCUCCCUCAUACACAACCCUUCAAAUCAUUAAACAAGGUACCGCAUUUGGGCAAUGAUUUCUCAGCGGGUCUUUUGAAGGGGUACAACCCAGCUGGAAGGUUCUCAUCAUUUGCUAACCAGAAGUAUGGUCUUUUUCCUCCAAAUGGUCACAUGAACUACAAAUCUAAUGCGAGAAUUUCGAAUGGAAAUGAUAGAUUUAAGUCCAGGGAAAACUUUAACAGGAAUGAAGAUUUUGAAUCCUCAACUGAGCUGACACGUGGUCCAAGGUCCCGAAACAAGAGUGCUCCUUUAGAUUCAGCAAUUGAGAAGGAAGAACUAUCGUUUACAGUCCAUAGAGAUCAAUAUAAUCUACCAGAUUUUCAGACUGAUUAUGAAAAAGCGAAGUUUUAUGUCAUCAAGUCUUACAGUGAGGAUGACGUCCAUAAGUCCAUUAAAUAUGAUGUUUGGGCCAGCACUCCAAACGGCAAUAAAAAACUAGAUGCGUCAUUUCGUGAUGCUGAAUCAAAAUCUAGGGAGACAGGCACACAGUGUCCCAUCUUCCUCUUCUUCUCGGUAAAUGGAAGUGGACAGUUUAUUGGCCUAGCUGAGAUGGCUGGCCAGGUGGAUUUUAAUAAAGAUAUGGAUUUCUGGCAAGUUGACAAGUGGAGUGGUUUCUUCCCAGUAAAAUGGCAUGUAAUAAAGGACAUACCUAACACUCAAUUGCGGCAUAUUAUCCUCGAAAAUAAUGAUAACAGACCUGUAACUUUUACCCGGGACACUCAAGAGAUUGGACUGAAGCAAGGUUUGGAAAUGCUGAACAUAUUUAAAAGCCACACAGCUAAAACAUCAUUGUUAGAUGAUUUUAAUUUCUAUGAGGAUCGAGAGAAGUCUCUGAAAGCCAGGAGGAGCAGUAAGCCUGCAACUUUGAAGAUGGAAACUUAUGACAAUAAUGAUAUUACUAAACAUAUAAAUGCAGGAGGGAGAAACGUUGAUGAUGAAUCAGCUGGAAUAAGGAUGGCUUCCGAUCGAGCAUCUCUCAUUUCACUCACCAAAAAUCUUUCCCUCAAUGGUUGCCCAUGA
Messenger RNA from Prunus armeniaca (apricot), 1704 nucleotides. The record is from the annotation of a GenBank genome assembly. NCBI's taxonomy places the organism in Eukaryota, Viridiplantae, Streptophyta, Magnoliopsida, Rosales, Rosaceae.